Messenger RNA from Culicoides brevitarsis, 1000 nucleotides. It is a transcript of the gene U2A, whose product is annotated as probable U2 small nuclear ribonucleoprotein A'. The record is from RefSeq and is a predicted model, not a curated record. Gene Ontology annotation, molecular function: protein binding; U2 snRNA binding. The transcript has 3 exons. Gene Ontology annotation, biological process: mRNA splicing, via spliceosome. Gene Ontology annotation, cellular component: U2 snRNP. The coding region runs from base 94 to 855 and encodes 253 amino acids. Lineage: Eukaryota; Metazoa; Arthropoda; Insecta; Diptera; Ceratopogonidae.
AACCAAAACAAAGCCGCUUUUAAACGAUUUCUCAGUGAAUUUCAACAAUAUUCUCGAUAUUUUGGCUUAAAGUGUACAAAACAGGUAGAAAAAAUGGUCAAACUAACGCCAGAACUCAUCAACCAGUCAAUGCAGUACAUAAAUCCGGUGCGCGAUUACGAAUUGGAUCUCAGAGGCUACAAAAUUCCACAAAUUGAGAAUAUGGGUGCCACUUUAGACCAGUUCGAUACAGUCGAUUUGUCCGACAACGACAUCCGAAAACUGGAAAAUUUUCCCUAUUUGCCGCGCAUGAAAAACUUAUUGCUUAACAAUAACCGAAUAACCAGAAUAGCAGACGACCUGGCAGAGACACUUCCCGGCUUACAGAGCGUAAUACUCACGGGAAAUAAUUUACAGGAGCUUAGUGACUUGAAACCUCUCACAAAGCUGCAAAAAUUGGAAACUUUGUCGCUCCUCACGAAUCCUGUUACUUCCAAACAGCAUUACAGAGAAUACAUCGCUUACAAAUUUCCUCGACUGCGUUUACUGGACUUUCGUAAAAUCAAAAUGAAGGAACGUCAAGCUGCCAUUGAAUUUUUCGAGAAUACCAGUAAAGGCAAGAACAUAUUGAGAGAGAUUGCGAAGAAAUCAAAACUCGCUGCAAAUGCUGCAGUCGACGAAAACAAACCGAAAAAGUUGAGCGCAACACCAGCAGAAAUUCAAAAGAUUCGCGAGGCAAUUCGGAAUGCAAGCUCGUUGCAAGAAGUCGAAAGGCUCACGCGUUUAUUGCAAUCCGGGCAAAUUAACGAGGAACUGAAUAAGAAUGGAAAUAAACAAGGAUACGAGCAGAUGGAGGAAAUGGAGGUCCUCAAUUAGUUUAAUUUUUAUUUCUGUCGGUAAGGAAUAAAAUUCACAUCAAAUUUUUAAAACUAUGCGUUUCAAUCGUUUUAUAACUGAUCGUUAAAAUGAUAAGAAAUUAAUUUCCAAUAAAAUAAUUUCGCAGUUUUGUGUGAAAAAAUAC